Molecule: messenger RNA, 3594 nt
Organism: Schistosoma rodhaini
Lineage: Eukaryota; Metazoa; Platyhelminthes; Trematoda; Strigeidida; Schistosomatidae
Source: the annotation of a GenBank genome assembly
GACCGCCUCUUGUCAGGGUCGUUUGAACUGAAAGGCGGGUGACUUUGAAAGGAUCUGACUUUUUUAGAGUGCGGAAUUAAUAAAAGGUUAUUAUUUCGAACAAUUGCUUAAGUUAUCCUUCCAUGUAAUGCUAAUGCAUUAUACGGCCCAAACGUAACGAUACAACGAAUCGUAAUAGUCAUGGUAAAUGCGAAUAUCGAUAACUUGGUUAAAAUUUGUCUACCUAUUUUCAUUGGAAUUGCCUUGCGCUCAUCUACCAGUUUACAUUCAUAUUCCGGUGAAAAUAAACCACCUAUAUAUGGUGACUAUGAAGCUCAACGUCAUUGGAUGGAAAUCACCGUUAAUUUACCUUUCACGGAAUGGUAUAUGAAUUCAACCCAUAAUGAUUUGAAUUAUUGGGGGUUAGAUUAUCCACCUCUUACGGCAUACCAUAGUUGGUUGAUGGGUAAACUAGCUUCUAAAAUUGACCGUGAUUGGGUUCAGUUGUACACAUCGAGAGGUUUCGAAUCUAAGGAGCAUAAGUUGUUCAUGCGUUAUACUGUAUUGGUAGCUGAUUUAAUGUUUUUUAUACCGUCCAUAUUACUAUAUUUCUUCUAUGUUCUACCCAGCAUAAUGAAUAAAGGUAAUAAAUCACAACAAAUUGGUGGAUUUUAUUCAGCAUGCCUAACAUUAACUUAUCCUGGCCUUAUUUUGAUUGACCAUGGGCACUUCCAGUAUAAUUGUAUCAGUCUUGGUUUGUAUUUGAGCGGAAUCAAUUUCCUCCUCCUAGAAUGGGAUAUGCUCGGUUCUAUAUUAUUUUGUUUAGCCAUAGGUUAUAAACAAAUGGAACUAUAUCAUGCGUUGCCAAUUUUUUUCUAUUUAUUAAGCAGAUGUAUUUAUAAGAAAUCCGUGUACGGGGGAUUAACACAUCUGGCUAAACUGAGCUUUGUCGUUUUCUUGACAAUGUUUUUGAUAUUUGCACCGUUUGUACUAACAACCGAUUUGAGUCUUUUAUUUCAAGUCGUUCGACGUUUAUUUCCGUUUGAUCGCGGUAUUUACGAAGACAAAGUAUCUAAUUUUUGGUGUGCUACAUCACCGCUAGUAAAGUGGCGUUCACCACUUUCUAUGUCAUCCUUAACACUAUCGUCUACUAAACUGGUAUGGGUUAGUGCUCAGCUCGUACUGAUUACAUGCCUUCCAUCUUGUCUAGUUUUAUUAAAGAAGUCUAAAAAACAAAAAUUUCUGGUUUCUCUAGCCCUGUGUGCGCUAAAUUUUUACUUAUUUUCCUUCCAAGUUCAUGAAAAAUCAAUUUUGUUAGUGUCUAUUCCUACUUUGUGUCUGCUACCUUUUUAUCCCAUAUCGUCAUUUUUGUUCUCCUUAUGCUCUACUCUUAGUAUGUGGCCGUUAUUAAAAAAAGAUGGUCUACAAUUGGCUAGUUUAUGUUUAACAUGUAUACAUACCAUCCUGGGCUGUUUUAUAAUACUUAAAAGUAAUAAUGGUGAUAAACAUGUUACGGAGAAAAAGAAAUUACAAAAUAGUGCUACGAGUAAUAAUGUCACAAUAUCUCUCAUCCUUCUUAUCCUUAUUGGCUAUAGUAGCUUGAUUAUCGGUGACCUAUUGAUCACACCUCCUGUAGCAUAUCCCGAUUUAUUUCCUUUGCUAUCUUCUAUAUACUCCUUCACGCUGUUUUUCUUAUUCAUGCUCUAUUGGCAGUUAGAAUUGAUUUUUAUGUAAAAAAUUUGUGCUUAGUUUUAUCUCUGAGAAAAAUACAUGUCCAUAAAAAUCGCGUUUUAUGCUUCGAAACUUUGGUUUACUGGUUAACUUAUUCUGUUUAGUAUACACUAACAUGCUUGUAAUAAGAUAUGUUUUCAUAAUAAGCUUUGUGACCCAAUAAAAUUUCGACAAUGGAAGAGUUACUAUUUUUACUGUAGGCAAAUAGAUUAACUUACACCCUAGCUCUAAACAACCAAGGAUAGGGUAGAAGUAGGGGGUGGCUAGACAUGUCUCAAUCACGCAUCAAUUUAACAUCCUCAUCACGUUCAUCAAACUUUACCUUAACACAGAUCAUAUACUGCUCCAAUCACAUGUAAGCAGUGCUUCGAUGAAUAUGUAAUAUUAGCAAUUUCAUACAUCCACUUUUAAAGAUCAUAUCUCAAAUGAACUGCUGCUUCACAAGCAAAUUAUAUAGACAAUAGCCAAAGAAACACAUUUUAUGAGUGCUUGGGUUUCGUCACUGUCUGAACCAACACUACUGGUGGAAAUUCUGGAACAAGUGAAACAGGCAGUACACUCUAACGUCAGACCAGCCAUUGGUCCAGAAGCAAGCAUCUAGAAGAGAAACGUGUUAAAUGCUACUGCGUUCAGUGCUUUAGAAAAACUGGAUGCCGACUAUUACUCAUAAAAAGUAUUCCGUAUAAAAGCCUGAUCGUCGAUAAACUAGAGCGGGAUUUUGUAUCCAUGACAAUUGAAAGGUGGAAGGUAGAUACCUAACACAGCAAAUCCAAGUGGCCAUUCGUCACAUCUUGUAACAUGUUCUAAAUUUUUUGGUUAAAAAAACUUAAGUUGGUCGAUGUAAUCCCUUGACCUGCGUUCCAGUGGCGACAAAUUGAGCCGCAAAUUGCGACAAUCUUAGUGUUUUGCUAAUGCUAACCAAAUGUAGUCAGUAAAACUUGAUACAUGUGCACAUUGGUUUAAUAUGCCAUAUCCCAUUGGCACGAGAUGAGAUUGUCAGCGCAAAUCCCAAAGCAGCAAAGGUGGUAUCACUAUUAGUGGUAAUAGAAAAAUUGGAGGUGUGGGUUAGUGGAGAAAAGAAACAUAUCAUUUAGAAACUCAGGAUAAAACGAAAGACUACGAGUAGAUACAUCUGCGUCAUUGGGAACUAAGUCUCAAACCACCGAUUGCAGUUAUCGAGAACACAACAAUUAGGAGGCCUACACUGAUUAACAUGACUCAGUCAACUUGUUAAUGACUUUAUGCAUUAAUAUCUUAUUGGUUUUGACGCCUAACUUUCUUUAAACCUACUCCUAUGCUAGACAACAAUCAAUUGAGGUAGGUGGUUAAUCGCACACACAAUACAUGACCAAAAUAUAAGCGAAUGAUCAGUUAUGUCUUACAAAAUGGGAAGGAAUUAAGCAGAAUAUCCAAAGCAAUAUUGCUGACCAAGACCUAACAACAUUUAGUUACGUGCAAAAGAUAGUUUAAACACGUUAAUUUACCACACUUCAUUUUGUAAGGACAUCGGAAGGUACAAACCGAUUCAGAAUCGAACUGGAUCAAAUGUAACAGUCGAAAUAUCGUCUCACAUUAAUGCAUAUCCAUGUUAGCCAUUACUUAGAAAGGUAUAGUAGGUGUAAAAAGCAACGUACCGUGCCCCGAAAUGCCCUGGUGCGGCCGAGAGCGGUGAUAGUCCGCUCUCUUUCUCUCAAAAUGCUCUCAUAUGGCCACACGUAUUUAGCCUCUGCCAGGGAAGUCCCACUCACUGCCUUAUGGUGACGGUGUUGUUUACGAAAUUGAGAAAACGAAAAGCGAAUGUCCGGCGCUUUGACCGGGUUGGUGGACACAGAAAGUCCACCUAGGCGAGUUGGCAAACCCUGAUUCCAAACCAAUGGUGCACAU